Molecule: messenger RNA, 2270 nt
Organism: Vanessa atalanta (red admiral)
Lineage: Eukaryota; Metazoa; Arthropoda; Insecta; Lepidoptera; Nymphalidae
Gene: AIMP2
Exons: 4
Coding region: 155-1012 (285 amino acids)
Cellular component (GO): aminoacyl-tRNA synthetase multienzyme complex
Source: RefSeq, a predicted model, not a curated record
AUCAGUUGCCAGUUGCCACUUGCACUCACUUGGAUUGGAUUUUAUUGAAUUUUCCAGUAAAAUUGAUAUUUGUAGCGUGGCAUAGAAUUAUGAGUAGGAACUGAAAUAUAUUGAAUUGAUGUUCUCUGUAAGAUAUUGAUUAAUCAAACUCGAAAUGUACCAUAUGAAAAAUAUUUUAUCUUUUGAAAAAGAAAUAAUUCUGCCAAAGUGCAUGUAUCCUUUGAAAAAUCCGAUUGAAGCUACCGAAAAAGUCACCGAUAUAAAUAUAAGCGAGCAGGUUACAAAGUUUCUUAAGAAAAUGCCGAAUACUCACCUACUUGAUUUGGAAGAGAGGCAAGAUAAACUACUGCAGAAGUUAGAUAUUCUUUAUGAAAGAAUAAAAACAAUAAGUUCAUUCUGUAAAUUGGAAAAUCAUCAAGAGCCAAUAUAUAAAUCUGUUGCCAAUAAUAAGCCAGAUGAUAUUGUGUUAAUUUUGAAUGUUGAGACAUUGCCAUGGUUUUUAAAUAUAUUUUUAAAAAAUGUUGGCACUAUCAAUGUCUCUUGGCACAUUCUAUCUACAGUACCCCAGGCAAAAGUUAUAAAAAUCCAAGAUUUCUUUCAGAAGUUUCAACAUUUGUAUCAAUUACAAAAAGAUGCCAAAAUUAAUUUCAGGCUGAUAUUUAAACAUAUGGCUAAACCACAAAUUAAAGUGUCAUCCUUGAGUUUACCAAUUCGUGGUACAGUAAGCAUUAUAAGAUACUUAUGCCUUAUUUAUAAAGACAUUGUUCCGUAUGACUAUAACAAUCACGAAGUUGAUGGUUUAUUAGAUAUUUUCUACCAAAUUGAAUCUACCUCUGAUAGAAAUAGGCAAACUAUAAUUUCUAAAAUCUUUAUGUAUUCCGACACUUGGAUUUUCAACAAUAACUUCUCAAUCGUCGAUUUAGCAGCAUUCAAUAUAAUCAAACAGAUGCCACAUGGUUAUAGACUUGUACCAAAAAAAUGGUUUUCUGAUUGUGAGAAUAUCAUUUUAUAAAUUUUAUAAAAAAAUUAAUCAUUUUGCUAAAUUUCUGUAAACAUGUUUUUUUUAAAUAUAUUUAAGAUAAGGCUAGUUUGCAUAUUUAAAUACUAAUAGCAUCAGACUCGCUGCCCGCAGGGUCGUUAAUAUAACUUGGCUGCAGGACACCUCAUAUAAAGCCCUUUGUCGCAUAUUCGGAUCUUAUGAAAUACAUUACUUUCGGGCUAAUUGUAAAUUGAACAAAAUCAGUAAAAAGAGUUCAUGUGUAUUACUUCUCGAUACCUGUUAUUGCAAUAAUAGUGUUGACUGGUGAUACGGGAUUAAAGCAAAGUAUGGGAUUGAGAAAAAUGCAAGAGCCCAGAAGAAACAAAACAAUCUUAAUCCACGCCAACACUUUGAACGAUCUAAGCUAGAAGAUAUUCAUACGGUUUAGCAAAUGCGCCGCAUAAAAUUGUGAACUGGAAUGAACGCGUAUACUAAGGAAAGCUCGCAAGCAUACAUAUGAUUAUAUAAUACAUAUGAUUGCAGGUUACUGUGUUCUUAUAUAGACUUUGAAUAUUGUGUAUUGUGCAAUAUCGGUUUGAAUGAUGCAAAUAUGACAAAAAACAUAAUUACUUAUAUAUAUUAUAAGUAUGUAAUUAAAUGUUUUUUUUUCAUGCCAUUAUUCUUCUAAAUGUUAAUAGGAUCAAUGUCUGUCAUUGACAAAAAUAAUUGCAUAUGAUUUAAAUUGAAUUAUACUGUGGGCAGUGAUUUAUGUAUAUCUAAUAUAAAUACUAAUUUAUAAAUCGCACACAUUAUUGAAAAAAAUAACAACUAUGUGGACAUAUCGGAAACAUUUAAAAAUCAGCCUACAAAGUUGCAAACGAAAAAGAAAGUCGGUAACCUUAUGGUAAAAUAAUCCUUUAACUCAAUAAACUUUCAUUUAUUAUAUGUACUGAUUAUGUAUGUCCUACAGGAUACAUAGAUAAAAAUAUAAUAUUUAAAUAUAUAUAAUUAUGCGUUCUUAUUUUAUACAAUUUCGAUGUAAGCCAGCCUUUUAACUCCAAAAUAUAAAUACAAUUUUUCUCGUGAACCACCUAUUAGCAUGUGUCCGUAACCAGUUUGCGAGAAACACUAAAAUAUAAACUAAAUUUAAAUUUGUUUAAUAUUGGUGCUUUUAAUUCUAUCCUUAGUAACCCUACGAGUAUUUCAGCAAUUAAAAUCUAUAAUUUGUUAGUGAUUUUCUCAAACAGAUGAAGAAAAAAAAGGUAGGUACCUUUGGCAUCAAGUAUUUAUA